GCCCUGCGCCACGCUCAGACGGUGUUUCGGGUACUAGCGGGACGGUCGAUCGUUUGUGUCGGGUGUCGGUUCCGGUUUUGCUCAUCAUUUUCCUGUAACCAAGCGAAUGGUUCGCCCAGUGCUGUGGGAGGCACACGCCAAGGCAACAAGUGAAGGGACUUUAUCAUCCAAACCUCCAACUCCAAUGGCAGCAUUGGUGGAUGGUCCGUGAGCGAGCACAUACAGCGCGUACACGCAGUGGUUUUUUAGUUGGUGUGUCGGAAAUUGUAACCAAAAGACGGUCCUUUGUAUUAAGAAAAAAACAAGUGAAGGAGUGUGACAAAACAGGUGGAAAAACAGCGAACGUUCAGUGAGUUCUUGGGUACAAGAAUAUUGAUUCUAGUGUCCCUGUACAAUGGUGCGUAACGAUGCCACCGCCGGCAAGGGGUACGAUAACCCGGCCGUGGUGGUCUCCGACGAAUCGGUCGUGCUGGAGAUAAACAAUGGCAAUGGCCGCAUCCAUCGGGAUAGUCUGCUGGGGCUAAGUGAGCCACUGCCCCGGCUGGACCACUACCGGGCAUCGCAGCGCAAUGCCAAGCGGCCGUCGAUCGGGGUGCUGCACGGCGAUCGCGACUCGAAGGCCGGCGGCGAACCGGAGGAACAGCUCGAGGAGGAAGCGAAAGCGCCGGGCCACGCGAUCCGGCUCGGCUGGGUGCAGGGUGUGCUCAUACCCUGCCUGCUCAACAUCUGGGGCGUGAUGCUGUUCCUGCGCCUCAGCUGGGUCGUCGGGCAGGCCGGCAUCGUGCAGACGCUGAUCAUCAUCGCGCUCUCGUACGUGGUGUGCGUCAUGACCACGCUGUCCCUGUCGGCGCUCUGCACGAACGGCCAGAUCAAGAGCGGCGGCCUGUACUACAUCAUCUCCCGGUCGCUCGGUGCCGAGUUCGGGGCGUCGGUCGGUAUCGUGUUCGCGUUUGCCAACUCGGUGAACGCGGCCAUGAACACGAUCGGUUUCUGCAGCUCGCUCAACGAUCUGCUGCGAAGCCUCAAUACGAAGAUCGUCGACGGUGGCGUGAACGACAUUCGCAUCGUCGGGUCCGCCUUUCUGCUGCUCAUGAUCAUCAUCUGCGCCGUCGGCAUGGACUGGGAGGUGAAGGCCCAGAACUUCCUGCUGGUGCUGAUCGUGGUCGCGAUCUUUAACUUCAUCAUCGGUGCGAUCGUCGGUCCGGGCGCGUCCAGCGAGGAGCUCGGCAAGGGCUUUCUGGGCAUCUCGGCGACCCUGCUCGCCGCCAACAUGGGCCCGGGCUACACGGUGAUGAACGGGGUGCAGCAGAACUUUUUCAGCGUGUUCGCCAUCUUCUUCCCGAGCGUGACGGGCAUCCAGAGCGGGGCGAACAUCUGUGGCGAUCUGCGCGACCCGGCCAAGGCCAUCCCGAAGGGUACGCUGUGGGCCUGCCUCAUAUCCGCCAUCUCGUACGUGCUGUUCUCGUUCAUGGCGGCCGGUGCCGCCGUCCGGGAAGCGUCCGGCAAUGCGUCCGAUCUGGUGGGCGUCACCUUUACCAGCUGCGCCGCCGGUAACUGUACGUACGGUCUGCUCAACGAUUACACGGUGAUGCAGCUCAUUUCGCUGACCAGCGCGAUCACGUACGCCGGCUGCUGGGCGGCAACGCUCAGUACCGCGCUCACGAACAUCCUCUCCGUACCGCGGCUGAUCCAGGCGCUCGGCAUCGAUCGCAUCUAUCCCGGGCUGAUCUUCUUCUCCAAGGGCUACGGCAAGCACGGUGAACCGUACCGCGGGUACGGGCUCGUGUUUCUCGUCUCGCUCAUCUUCAUCCUGAUUGCCGAUCUGGAUGCGAUCGCGUCCCUCAUCACCAACCUGUACCUGGCGUCGUACGCGUUCAUCAACUUCUGCACGUUCCACGCGGCCACCGUGAAGCCGCUCGGCUGGCGGCCAACCUUCCGCUACUACCACCCGUACGUCAGCCUGCUCGCCACCGUGCUGUGCGUCGCGAUCAUGUUCCUCAUCUCCGUCGUGUCGUCGUUCAUUGCGAUGGCGUUCAUCUUUGUGCUGUAUCUGGUGGUCGUGUACCGCAAGCCGGACGCAAACUGGGGCUCCUCGGUGCAGGCCCAGGCGUACAAAACCGCCCUCAACUCCACGCUCAACCUGGAGGGUACGAGCGAUCACGUGAAGAAUUAUCAGCCGCAAAUCCUGGCGAUCGCGGGCGAUCCGAUGCAACGGCCGGCACUGAUCGAUCUGGCCCACCUGAUCACCAAGCACAGCUCGCUGAUGGUGAUCGGCAACAUCAUACCGCAGCGGCUGCCGUACAAGCGGCGCCGGGCCCUGUCCGACAUGGGGAAGAGCUACCUGAAGGACUCGAACAUACGCGCGUUCUACAAAAUCGUGGACGGGGUCGACUUCGACCAGGGCGCCCGGUGCCUGAUUCAGUCGACCGGGUUCGGCCGGCUGGCACCGAACAUUCUCAUGCUGGGCUACAAAACGAACUGGCGGGCGGCGAACCAUCAGCAGCUGAAUGCGUACUACAACACAUUGCAUACCGCGUUCGAUAACCGGCUCGCCCUGCUGAUUCUGCGCAUGGGCAAGGGGCUCGACAUCUUCAAGGGCCUGUCGAGCAGUGACCUCUACACGACCGUUCCCUCGCCCCAGGAAACGACCGUAUCGUUCACCUCGAAGCGGAUGGCCGCUCGCCGCUCGCUAAUGCCCGUCAACUCCAAUCUCGACCUGCACGAGCUGAUGCAGUCGAACCGUUCCAGCCAGACGUCCCCAGCGCCCACGUUCCACGCUGCACCGGCGUUCGACUAUCCGUCGCCACCGGUCGUUCCGGCCGAGCCGGAAGCGAACCUGUUCAAGCAGAAGCAACCGAAGGGCACGAUCGACGUCUGGUGGCUGUACGACGACGGUGGCCUCACGAUGCUGCUGCCGUACAUCAUCACGACCCGCUCGAAGUGGGAAAAGUGUAAGAUACGGGUGUUUGCACUGUCGUCCGUUAACCUGCAGGAGGAAGAGACGAACUUGAAACUGCUGCUCGACAAGCUGCGUAUCAGCUACCUCAGCCUCACGAUGGUCAAGGUGACGGACAAGCCGAUGGAAUCGACCAUCGAGGAGCACCGGGAGCUGUUGCGCACCGUCGCCGACACGAACGACGAUCUGCCCGUGCUGUCCGAGUCGGAGAAGCAGCAGCUCGAAGUCAAGACGAACCGCCAGCUGCGCCUGCGCGAGCUGCUACUGGAACACUCGAAGUCGGCCUCGCUUAUCGUCAUGUCAAUGCCCGUCCCCAGACAGGACACCGUAUCGGCCGUACUGUACAUGUCUUGGCUAGAAAUGUUGACCAAGGAUAUGCCACCGUUCCUGCUGGUGCGCGGCAACCAAACGGAGGUGCUCACCUUCUACUCCUAAACCGUAAGCCCACCUUUACGCGAUUGUUACAUAUAGAUGUUGUGUUGCUGGAGAUAAAAUAAAGCAAAUCGAAAAAUUGAAAAACACAAACAUUGCACGAUCAA
Messenger RNA from Anopheles arabiensis, 3495 nucleotides. RefSeq names its product bumetanide-sensitive sodium-(potassium)-chloride cotransporter-like. The transcript has 7 exons. Gene Ontology annotation, cellular component: membrane. Gene Ontology annotation, biological process: sodium ion transmembrane transport; sodium ion homeostasis; chloride ion homeostasis. NCBI's taxonomy places the organism in Eukaryota, Metazoa, Arthropoda, Insecta, Diptera, Culicidae. Gene Ontology annotation, molecular function: sodium:potassium:chloride symporter activity. The record is from RefSeq and is a predicted model, not a curated record. Bases 395 to 3391 code for a protein of 998 amino acids.